This is a messenger RNA of Apis laboriosa (Himalayan honeybee), 2463 nucleotides long. RefSeq names its product polyribonucleotide nucleotidyltransferase 1, mitochondrial (gene PNPase). Gene Ontology annotation, molecular function: polyribonucleotide nucleotidyltransferase activity; 3'-5'-RNA exonuclease activity; RNA binding. Gene Ontology annotation, biological process: mitochondrial mRNA catabolic process; mitochondrial RNA 3'-end processing. The transcript has 8 exons. Gene Ontology annotation, cellular component: cytosol; mitochondrion. NCBI's taxonomy places the organism in Eukaryota, Metazoa, Arthropoda, Insecta, Hymenoptera, Apidae. The record is from RefSeq and is a predicted model, not a curated record. The coding region runs from base 1 to 2313 and encodes 770 amino acids.
AUGAUGCUAUUUAGAUAUUAUAGGUUAUUAAAUAAUAGAAAUUUCAUUUUUUUGCGAUUGAAAAAUCAUAAUAAAAUUGAAAAUACAUGUCACAUUAAAUUUAUAUCAAGUAAUACUGAAGAGAAUAUAAAUAUAAAGUUAUCUAAUGGGUCGGAAAUUAAAUUAUCAACUGGGAAAUAUGCACGAUUUACAAAUGGAAGUGUUCUUGCUACGAUUGGCGAUACAUCAAUUAUGACAACUGUAGUUAGAAAAAAUGUAUUAUCUAAUAAUUCUAUAAUUCCAUUAACUGUAAAUUAUAGGCAAAAAGCGGCUGCAAUAGGCCGUAUACCAACAAAUUUUCUUCGUAGAGAAUUAGGUUUUACAGAUCAUGAAAUUCUUAUUAGUAGAAUAAUAGAUAGAUCGUUACGUCCCCUAUUUCAACCAAAAUAUUCAUAUGAAACACAGAUAGUAUGUAAUUUAUUAGCUAUUGAUGGAAUUAAUAAUCCAGAUAUAUUAUCUAUCAAUGCUGCAUCUGCAGCUUUAAGCAUUUCGGAUAUUCCAUGGAAUGGACCUGUAGCAGCUGUAAGAAUUGGUUUAAUUGACAAUACAUAUAUAAUUAAUCCUUCAAAACGUGAACUUCAACAAAGUAAAUUAAAUCUUAUUUUAUCAUGUAUAUCAAAAAAUUUAAUUGUUAUGAUAGAAGGAUCAGCAAAUGAUAUUUUAGAACCAGAACUUCGAAAAGCAAUAAAAUUAGGUACUAAAGAAUGUCAAACAAUUAUACACUCUAUAUCAGAAUUACAAAAACAAAUUGGCAAACCUAAAUUGAAUAUUGUCAGUGAUGAUGAAUCAACCAAUGAUGUGGAAAAAUUUGUAAGAGAAUUUGUGUCAGAUGAAUUACGUGAAAUUUUUAAUUGUCAUUCUCAUGAUAAAAUUUCGCGAGACAAUGCUAUUUUUAAUUUGAGAGAUAGAAUGUUAGAAAGUAUAAAAAAUCAUGAUUCAAAAUUUAUUGAAAAUGCUUUAAAAAUUUUUAGCAAUAUUUCUAAAGAAAUUUUCAGAUCUUUAAUAUUUGAAACAGAUAAAAGAUGUGAUGGUCGUGAAAUAAAUGAAUUAAGAGAUAUAAGUUGUCAGGUUGAUUUAUUUCAACCUCUUCAUGGUUCUGCUUUAUUUCAAAGAGGACAAACUCAAGUUUUAUGUACAGUAACUCUUGAUAGUAUAGAAAGUUCUCUUAAAUUAGAUACUAUUUCAAUGUUUUCUAGUGGUAUAAAAGAGAAAAAUUUUUUUCUACAUUAUGAAUUUCCUCCAUAUGCUGUAAAUGAAACAGGUAAAAUUAUCGGAAUGGAUCGUAGAGAAAUUGGUCAUGGAGCAUUAGCAGAAAAAGGAUUGCAACCAGUUAUACCUCAAGAUUAUCCAUUUGCUAUAAGAUUAACAAGUGAAGUAUUAGAAUCAAAUGGUUCAUCUUCUAUGGCUUCUAUUUGUGGUGGUAGUUUAGCAUUAAUGAAUGCAGGUGUGCCAAUAUUAUCUCCUGUAGCUGGUGUAGCUAUGGGAUUAGUCUGCAAUAGUACUGAUAAUGCUGAUUUAAAAGAAAACAAUUAUAAAAUUUUAACUGACAUAUCUGGUAUAGAAGAUCAUCUUGGAGACAUGGAUUUCAAAAUUGCAGGUACAAAGAAAGGAUUUACUGCUUUCCAAGCUGAUGUAAAAAUACCGGGAAUUCCUUUAAAAGUGAUAAUGAAAACUAUUCAAAAUGCACAUUCAGCAAAAAAUCGAAUUAUUAAUAUUAUGAAUGCAGUAAUAUCUUCUCCAGCAAAUGAUAAAAAAACGAAUAAACCUGUACUUGAUACUAUAGAAAUACCAGUGCAUCAAAGAGGAAAAUUUCUUGGAAUUGGAGGAUCAAAUAUAAAAAAGAUAUUGCAUGAAACUGGAGUUAAUAUAUAUUCGCUAAAUGAUACAGCAUUUUCUAUAUUUGCGCCUAAUCAAAAUGCAAUGGAUGAAGCGAAAUAUAUGAUAAAUAAAAUUUUGGAAACAGAAACGGAACCCACAUUGACAUUUGGUGACAUUUAUACAGCAAAAAUAACUGAAAUUCGUGAAAUUGGAGUUAUGGUUACAUUAUAUCCGGCUAUGAUACCAACUUUAUUACCUAAUUCACAAUUAGAUCAACGUAAAAUUCAUCAUCCUAGUGUACUUGGAUUGAAUAUUGGAGAUGAAAUAAAAGUAAAAUAUUUUGGACGAGAUCCGGUAAAUGGACGAAUUAGAUUAUCUCGAAAAGUAUUGCAAAUUCCAAUUAUGCAACAGAAUUUCGAUGUUACUAAAGAGACUUUGGACGCACAUAAAACAUAAAUACGAAAAUCCAUCACAGGUGAUUAAUCAACAUGAUAUUAAAAAAAAUACAUCUAAUUUGGAAAAGACGUCCAAUAAAAAUGCAAAAAAGGACUGAAUUUUUUUGUAAAAUAAAAAAUCUAUUGUUAAAUAAAAUGUAAGAAAGUUUUU